GUGACUCGCAUGAGAGACCCCCGCGAACACUCCUCCUAAGGGAGGCUAAACACUUCCAUUGCUGCUCAAGCCCAUUUUCAUUAUCAUUCUUAGCCGAAUCCUUAUUUAUCUCAUCACUCUCGUUCUUCCUUUCCUUUUAUCUCUGAAGCAUACCUCCUUCCGUGUGUUCCUCACACUUGGGUCGUGCUCGAUCCCACAUCCUGUGUCGUUCCAUUCAUCGGUCAAUGAUAGGCUCCAUCUAUUCUCUUGGUGAUUCAAAUGCGUGUAGAGGUAGCGAGAGAUCUCUUGCGCGCUGCAGAUUGCUCGUGUGUUGGAUGUGCGUGCUGUGCAUACUGUGUGUUUAAGUUCUUGGUGAUAGUUGUGAAAUUUCUGAAAGAGAGUCAUGAUUAUUGAAAUCAAGCAAUUUGGAGGAUUUUUGGGAAGAAACUCAGAGCGAUCAGGGUGAUAACCGAGUCUUACAGAAUUGGCAGGAAGAAUGCCAAGACCGUCACGCGAAUCCUAUGGCGAGCAAAAGCCUCCCUACUCGUAUAUAUCUCUAACAGCGAUGGCGAUCUGGUCAUCAAGAGAGAAGAUGCUGCCCCUUGCUGAGAUCUACCGUUUUAUUGCCGACCGUUUUCCCUAUUACCGUCGAGACAUGCGUCGAUGGCAGAAUUCUCUACGGCACAAUCUUUCCUUCAACGAUUGCUUUAUAAAGGUACCAAGAGGACCGCACACACCUGGAAAGGGCGCCUACUGGGCUUUGCACCCAGCAGCUCUCUCCAUGUUCGAGAACGGAUCUUUCUUGCGGCGUAGAAAACGUUUCAAGCUUCCCAAAGCUGCAAAAAAGGAGAGUCAAAUCGUAGCAGAAACUGCAGCAAGACUCGCAGCCAGUCAUACAAACGAAAUUUCUUUCGCUGACAAUCAGCCAGUUAGUGCUUAUUAUCAGCAAGACUGCUACCAUCACCACCAUCAUCAUCAUCACCAUUAUCAGAGUGUUACUUUAACGCAACGGCAGCUUGAUUUUUUCAAUGCCACUUCGAGUUUUGUUGGUGCAUCACCACCAUUGCUAUCGCAAAAAGAUCAACACGUUCUUUCGGGGCUAUCCGCGGUUUUGCCUUCUCCACAGAGACUGAAUUCCGAUAAUUUUGUUCCUUUCGACGCCAAAGAGGAUUUAUUCGGAGCAUCUGCGGUAGGCAGUUUUGAGUCUCCAGAAUUGUCAGAAAAUCAAAGAUACAUUGGAACCACGAAGUUGCAUCCAAAGAGAUCGAAGCCUCUGACUUUCGCACACAAAUCAUUCAGCAUUGAAAGCAUAAUCGAUACCGAUGAUUCUAAUUCUAAAACUUCUACCAGAAAUGAGACCGUCACAGCCUCUAACUCCUGCAGCCCUCGUGAGUCAAAUCUAAAUUCGAUUAACUUACUGGGGGCAUGGUGCGCAGAAGCAUCAGGAAGAGAUAGUUUCAGGUCUCUAUACACUCCAAAUAUUGGAUGUCCUAUUGCCAUAUCACAUCCUGGAUUACAUUUGCACCAAGCUGCAGCUGUUUACGCAACUGCUCUAGCCACGGCAAAUCUUUUUGUGAGCCGUCCUCAUUUUCAACAGUCCGCGACUAAAUUACUCGAAUUUUCGAUGGAAGAUAGCUGUCCUGCUCCAUCAAGCUGCCAUUCUAGUCCGCUCUACGGACUUUACAGCUCAGGAUUUCCAGGCGCGCUACGUCCCGGACCUGGAAAUUCUUUCUGCACAACCGAGAAAACCGUGCCACCAUUUCUGCCCGUGGCAGCAUUGAAACUCCCUGCGACACUAACACCAUCACACAACAUCUCUACGAUGCUGAUAAAUUCAGCUCCGGAUGUUCCUGAUGCGUCGUCACCAGCAUCGUCCUCGUCAUCAUCGUCCUCCUCCUGCUUUGGUUCGGGUCAAUGCAAUGAUCUAACAUCGGUGUAACAUAUUUUGUUAGACAACUGUAGAAAGCUUCGAGCCGCUAGAAGGGAUCGCAACAAACUUAGAAGCAGCGCGAUAUCAAUUAUCGUUAGCAGUUAAACCGCGCGGUGCGGCUCGUAAAGUGCACCUUAAUAGCGAUGCGUUCUCUCCGCGAGCGUGCGACUCUGUAAAUGCAUUUUUACGAUCGCAUCGUAAUGCGCGAACGAGAGUCUGUCGACCAAUAGCAAUGGAAUCUGGAUAUUCGCAGGCCAACGAGAGCGUUCGUUCCCUCGUAAAUGCGCAAAUUAUCGGACUGAAAGAAAAGGACUGGCUAGGUCACGGCGGGAUCGCGUAAAUUGCAUAAAUCCUGUACGCAUUCUACUUGUCUAUAGAUUUUUCUUUCCUAACUAAAGCCUGGUGAUUACCGUCUCGAGAAUUUUGUUCUGUGAAACCACAGCCCUUUUCAUUCCUCUAUAGCUCAUUCCACUCUUCUAUUAUUCAUAUUAGACUUACUUUUUAAUGUAUAUACUCUUCUCUAUGCAUAUGUAUAAAUACACGUCCAUGGUGUAUUCCGUUGUAAAUAAAAUUAUUACAAUGAAA
Molecule: messenger RNA, 2494 nt
Organism: Cephus cinctus (wheat stem sawfly)
Lineage: Eukaryota; Metazoa; Arthropoda; Insecta; Hymenoptera; Cephidae
Exons: 4
Coding region: 476-1918 (480 amino acids)
Biological process (GO): anatomical structure morphogenesis; regulation of transcription by RNA polymerase II; cell differentiation
Molecular function (GO): RNA polymerase II cis-regulatory region sequence-specific DNA binding; DNA-binding transcription factor activity, RNA polymerase II-specific
Source: RefSeq, a predicted model, not a curated record